GAAGCACAGAGACGCAGAAGGAGGAAACCCGCUCCAUUCUGAUGAGUGAUAAUCUCUCGAAAAGCUCACAUACCUCCUACAGUCCUUAUCUGAGCAUCGCUGUUUCCUUCUUUCUGCAUCAGGACUUUUAGAUUCAAUCCUCAUCCACAGCCAUGAACUACCUGCGCCGACGUCUCUCUGACAGCACCUUCAUCUCCAACCUGCCUAACGGUUACCUAUCAGACCUGCAGAAAGCUGAUCCUUCCCAGCCUUCUCCACCCGGGAUGGCGUCUGAAUCGGCUCCUCAGGUUUGUCCGACCCAGAACCCGAGCCCGAACCCAGAGACGAAACCCCAACCUGCUGCCCAGCCCUCAGGUGCAGGAUUUUUCAGCUCCAUCACCAACGUAGUGAAGCAAACAGCAGCCUCGGCAGGGUUCGUCGAGCAGACCCCCGUCCCCGUUAGCAAGAAGUUCAAAAUCCUGCUGGUCAUCGACGUGCCGCAGCAGGAAUGGGCCAAAGUGUUCAGAGGAAAAAGGCUGCAGGGAGAUUAUGAGGUCCGGGUGGAGCAGGCUGAGUUUCAUGACAUCAGUGUGGUGUCUCACACUAACGGGACGUGCAACGUGGCCAUGCAAGUGCUCAGGAACGGGACCAAGGUGGUGCGGUCCUUCAAGCCUGACUUUGUCCUCAUUCGCCAGCACGUGUUCAGCAUGACAGAGAACGCAGAUUUCCGGAACCUGCUGAUUGGUCUGCAGUACGCAGGAGUCCCCAGUAUUAACUCUCUCCAGUCCAUCUACAACAUGUGUGAUAAACCGUGGGCAUUCGCUCAGCUGAUCAGCACACACAGGAAACUGGGAGCUGAAAAAUUUCCACUGAUCGACCAAACUUACUACGCAAACUACAAAGAGAUGGUAACCAUGCCAACCUUCCCUGUGGUAGUGAAGAUUGGACACGCCCACUCCGGUGUGGGGAAGGUGAAAGUGGACAAUCACACAAAGUUCCAGGACAUUGCGAGUGUGGUGGCUCUCACACAGACCUACAGCACGUCCGAGCCUUUCGUCGAGUCCAAGUACGACAUCAGGAUCCAGAAAAUCGGAGGCGAAUACAAAGCUUACAUGAGAACCUCCAUCUCAGGCAACUGGAAGUCCAACACAGGAACAGCCAUGCUGGAGCAAGUGGCCAUGACAGACAGGUAUAAGAUGUGGGUAGACACGUGCAGCGAGCUGUUCGGGGGUUUGGAUAUCUGUGCAGUUAAAGCCAUUCAUGGUAAAGAUGGAAAAGAUUACAUCACUGAGGUGGUUGGCUCAGCGAUGCCUCUGGUUGGAGAUCAUCAGGCUGAAGACCGGCAGCUCAUAGCAGAUUUGGUUCUAACCAGGAUGAACCAGGCCAUGUCCCAAAACCCGAAGAGACCCACCACCAUCCAGCCUUCACAGAAUGGAGCUCAGAAGGACACAGUGAUGGACGGGAAGAAGACUCCAUCUCAGAAAGCUCCACAAGGCUGUCUGCAGUACAUACUUGACUGUAAUGGAGUCGCAGUUGGACCCAAACCUGUUCAGGCCAACUGAGGGAGAGAGAGAGAGAGAGAGAAAGAGAGAGAGAGAGACAGAGAGAGACAGAGAGAGACAGAGAGAGAGACAGGGAGUAAACAUGGCUUCUUGACACAGGGCCAAGAUCUUGACACAGAUCAGCAGAUUGAAAGGUGAUGAGGCCAGUGUUGUGUGUGUGUGUUUGUGUGUGUGUGUGUGUGUGUGUAAGGGUGGGGUGUGUAUUAGAGAGCAAACCCAGACUGUGUUUUAUCCCCUAUGCAGUGUCAGUGUGUGGCUUUAGUUGUGCGCUUGUGCUGGUUGCUUGUUUGUGUGUAAAGCGGUUGUUAAAUUCAGGGCUGUGUUUAAUUAAUGUGGUGUAUUUAUAACGAGCAGAUCGUUAACUCAGAGCUCAGUGUUGCUUUUCCCUGCUUUAAUUACCGUGGUUUUAAUUUUUCCUCUCCUGGUUUAGUCUUGCUCGGUGUUCAGACUGUUCCUGACUCUGUGCGUUCAGUAUACAUGUGUGUAUGAACAUUGUUUGUUGCCUUUAUUUUGCAUGAGCACCAGAAGCUUUUUUGACCCUCACAGUUCAUCUGAACUGAACACAUUAGUCUCGUUGUGGAGGUGUAACUGAUAUCGUCACGUAAAAGCUUUUCACUUUAGUGGCUCCUUAUUUUACAUAUAAACUAAAGCCAGGCUUUUUUUCAGUGUUGAUUUGUUAAAUGUGACCAAUACUGAACUUUUCUAUCAUUUUGAAGUUUAAAUAUGUUUCUAAAAUGACAGACGGUUAUGAUAAAAAUCAUGUAUAUGAUGCCAGACUACUUACAGUAGGUAGAGCUAUAGAUGUUUAUUAUAGUGAUGCACCAGAACAUCAUCAUCAUCAUCAUCAUCAUCAUCAUCAUCAACACAAUAAUAACAAUAAUAAUUUUGUUUACAAAUUAUAGAAGUAAAUAACAAUAAACAAUUGAACGUUCAAAAAUGAUGAUGAUGAUGAUGAUGAUGAUGAUGAUGAUUAAUGUGCUGUCACAUAAAUUCCAACAGUUCUAUGUUUAAUUAAUUCUAGGUUUAGUUUUGUUUGGUCUGAAGUGACGUGUGUGUGGAACAUUUACCUGUUUUCUAACACUGCCUUUAAUUUCAUUUCAUUCUACUCCUUUAUACACACAAUAUCUAGACUGAAUUUUUCAGACUAUAUGAUGUUUAUAUGAAGACAUUUUUACCUGAAAGUUUUUGUUGAACUUUAAAAAAAAAAUUAAUAUUUUGUUAUUUUUGCUUUUUUUCUUUUUUUUUUUGGUGGAAAACACAAUUUUGUGUCCGUUUUUUGUUCAGAAAAAAAUCAGUGGACAGAAUUUCAGUGCAUCACUCACUUGUUGGACAGGUUUGCUGUGGGGUUUCAUUUUCUAUGGAUAAUAUUAAUAAAUUAAAAGUAGACCUGACUGUAGACCAAAGCUGAAGACUUCCCCUGUGUCGUAUGUGUUAAAGUCUGAAGGAAUCAUCGGUGUGAUUUAUACUGACAGCGGCUCGGUCAGGGCAGAGUUCAGGCCCAUUAGAGUUUAAACGCUGGACUGUAGAGAUGGGAUUAAACUCUAUGAUGAUUUCUAUAGAACUCUACACAGACCGUUAUGUCGUAAGCCAUAUGAGCGUGAGGUGACGGUGGACGUUGUGUAUUUUCAUCUCCUUGUGCGACUGUCACUGUGAUGAGAGCUCGCAGGUGUUGAAGGUUUGUUUUACUGCCGUUCUUUAUAUUUCUGCCUUAUUUCACCUAACAAUAAGUGCAAUAUAGACACACACAUUUCUAUCUAUAUCUCCGUCUGUAUCUGAUCACGGCCAGAUCACUGAUUGUAGAGCUGAAGGUCUGUAUUUUAGACUCAUCUGUGUAUCAGUGUUUUAUAUUUUACCUUCAAUGGUUGUUUUUAAUUCCAAAGUGAAUGAGUUCCAGUGAAGCAUGAGAGAGACAGAGAGAGUGUGAGAGAGGGAG
Messenger RNA from Tachysurus vachellii, 3474 nucleotides. RefSeq names its product synapsin IIa (gene syn2a). The record is from RefSeq and is a predicted model, not a curated record. The transcript is spliced from 11 exons. Bases 153 to 1541 code for a protein of 462 amino acids. Gene Ontology annotation, molecular function: ATP binding. Gene Ontology annotation, cellular component: synaptic vesicle; synaptic vesicle membrane. NCBI's taxonomy places the organism in Eukaryota, Metazoa, Chordata, Actinopteri, Siluriformes, Bagridae. Gene Ontology annotation, biological process: neurotransmitter secretion.